GGGGUUUUCAGCACCUUAUGUGAGAUUUUGUUGGCCUAGGCAAUCUGGGUGUGAAAGAUUCAAUCGUUUCUAGGGUCUGAUUAUUGAAAUUAUUUUUAUCAAUAGUUGAUUACUUAGGAGUAGAUUUUUGCGAUUGGGUGAUGGCUCGGUUGAUUCUACCAUGCAAAGCUUCGAGUCUGUCAAAGACCUGUCUCUUGGGUUUGGUCACCAGUGCUCCUCUCCAGGCUAGUUGUCGUCUCGGUUUAGUUGGGCAUUCAGCAAAGAAUAUCUGUAGAUAUAGGCAGUACUUCAGUUCAGAGGUUAACCAUUGGAGGAAUCGUCGGUUUCUGUAUACUUCAUUGCCAGGUGCUACAAGUGUCAGUCGGAGGUUAAUCUGUUCGGUUGCAACAGAAUCACUAGCAAAGCAAGUCGAAGAUCCCAAAAUGGAUACACCAAAGGAAAUCUUCUUGAAGGACUACAAGCAGCCGGAUUACUUCUUUGAUACUGUGGAUUUGAAGUUUUCGCUUGGUGAGGAGAAAACAAUCGUUUGUUCCGAAAUAGCAGUAUAUUCCAGAGUUGAAGGCUGUUCUGCUCCGCUGGUCUUGGAUGGGGUGGAUCUGAAGCUGAUUACAAUAAAGAUCAACGGGAAGGAGCUUAAGGAGGAAGAUUUUAGCUUAGACUCUCGUCACUUGAUUGUUCGCUCACCUCCAAGUGGUAAAUUUACCUUACAAAUUGUGAAUGAAAUCUACCCACAGAAGAAUACAUCCUUAGAGGGGCUCUACAAGUCAUCUGGAAAUUUCUGCACACAAUGUGAAGCUGAGGGUUUUAGAAAAAUUACAUUCUAUCAGGAUCGUCCCGAUGUUAUGGCAAAGUAUACUUGUCGUAUUGAAGCUGACAAGUCAUUAUACCCUGUAUUGUUAUCUAAUGGAAAUCUUAUUGAGCAAGGAGACUUGGAGGGAGGCAAACAUUAUACUCUUUGGGAGGAUCCUUUCAAGAAGCCUUGCUAUCUUUUUGCAUUAGUUGCUGGACAGUUAGAGAGCAGAGAUGAUACAUUUACAACGCGUUCAGGCCGUAAGGUCUCUCUUAGAAUCUGGACCCCUGCACAAGAUCUACCAAAGACAGCCCAUGCAAUGUACUCUCUGAAAGCAGCUAUGAAAUGGGAUGAAGAUGUUUUUGGGCUUCAGUAUGACCUGGAUCUUUUUAAUAUUGUAGCUGUUCCGGAUUUUAACAUGGGAGCCAUGGAAAACAAAAGUUUAAAUAUUUUUAAUUCCAAACUUGUGUUGGCAUCACCUGAAACUGCAACAGAUGGAGAUUAUGCUGCAAUUUUAGGUGUGAUUGGGCAUGAGUACUUUCACAACUGGACGGGCAACAGAGUGACAUGUCGGGAUUGGUUUCAGCUCAGUUUGAAGGAAGGUCUCACUGUUUUCCGUGAUCAGGAAUUUUCGUCUGAUAUGGGAAGCCGUACUGUGAAACGGAUAGCUGAUGUUUCAAAGCUUCGAACUUAUCAAUUUCCUCAGGAUGCUGGUCCCAUGGCACAUCCAGUUCGACCUCACUCUUAUAUCAAGAUGGAUAACUUCUAUACAGUAACGGUGUACGAAAAGGGAGCUGAAGUUGUGAGAAUGUACAAAACCUUGUUGGGGAGUGAUGGAUUUAGAAAAGGAAUGGACCUAUAUUUUGAGAGGCACGAUGGGCAAGCUGUAACAUGUGAAGACUUCUUUGCUGCCAUGAGAGAUGCAAACAGUGCCGAUUUUUCUAAUUUCUUGUUAUGGUAUUCCCAAGCUGGGACUCCUCGUUUGAAGGUUGUUUCUUCCUAUAACACUGAAGCUCGUACUUACUCUCUCAAGUUUAGUCAAGAGGUCCCAGCCACCCCUGGACAACCUGUAAAAGAACCCAUGUUCAUUCCUGUAUCUGUAGGACUGCUCGACUCCAAUGGCAAGGACCUGCCCCUAUCCUCUGUGUAUCAUGAUGGACAGCAGGAGAGCAUUAUAUGCAAUGGUUAGCCAGUUCACACUACAAUUCUCAGAGUAACAAAGAAAGAAGAAGAGUUUGUGUUCAAUGACAUACCAGAGCGUCCGGUACCAUCUAUACUGAGAGGUUAUAGUGCUCCUGUCAGACUGGAGUCUGAUCUCACUGAGGCUGAUUUGUUUGUCCUCCUUGCUAAUGAUUCUGACGAGUUCAACCGUUGGGAGUCGGGGCAGGUCCUAGCACGAAAGCUGAUGCUCAGCCUAGUCUCAGAUUUCCAGCAAAACAAACCAUUGGUUCUUAAUCCACAGUUUGUGCAUGGACUCAAAACUAUACUCAGUGAUUCAAGCUUGGAUAAGGAAUUUAUUGCAAAGGCAUUUACUCUGCCUGGUGAAGGAGAAAUCAUGGACAUGAUGGAAGUUGCUGAUCCUGAUGCUGUUCAUGCAGUCAGGACUUUCAUCAGAAAGCAGCUUGCUUCUGAAUUAAAACCAGAGUUUCUUGACACGGUGAAAAACAACAGGAGCUCUGAACAGUAUGUGUUCAACCAUCCAAAUAUGGCAAGGCGCGCCCUUAAAAAUAUUGCCCUUGCAUAUCUUGGGUCACUUGAAGAUGCAGAAAUAACUGAGCUUGCACUGCACGAAUACAGAACUGCCAAAAAUUUGACUGAACAAUUUGCGGCUCUUGUAGCUCUUGAUCAGAACCCCGGCAAAACACGAGAUGAUGUUUUGGCCGAUUUCUACAGCAAGUGGCAGCACGAUUUCUUGGUUGUAAAUAAGUGGUUUGCUCUUCAAGCAAUGUCUGAUGUUCCUGGGAAUGUUGAGCAUGUUCAGAAACUCCUAAAUCAUCCUGCAUUUGACAUGCGUAAUCCAAAUAAGGUGUACUCGUUGAUCGGAGGAUUUUGUGGAUCUCCUGUUAACUUCCACGCCAAAGAUGGCUCGGGCUACAAAUUUUUGGGAGAAAUGGUGGUGCAGCUGGACAAACUGAAUCCUCAGGUGGCCUCUCGCAUGGUGUCAGCCUUCUCUAGAUGGAAGCGUUUUGAUGAAACCCGGCAAAAUCUCGCCAAGGCUCAGCUGGAAAUGAUCUUGUCCGCCAAUGGACUGUCGGAGAAUGUGUACGAGAUUGCAUCAAAGAGCUUGGCUGCUUAAAUUCUCAAUUUUCGAUAUGGCCGAAAACUAUUAAUCUCGGAUGAACUUGUUAGUAAUAAAACUUCUAAUUUUCGGAUGUUUACUGAAUAUGCAAUAACUAUGUCAACUUCUCAAUGUGUUAGAAUUUCAGUAAGUUCACAAGUACACAUGGUAAAACGCUUACCUGUUAAAUGUCAUCUUUAGUUCAUUUUUCUGCA
Messenger RNA from Olea europaea var. sylvestris, 3283 nucleotides. Its product is annotated as puromycin-sensitive aminopeptidase-like. The transcript is spliced from 33 exons. Gene Ontology annotation, cellular component: chloroplast. Gene Ontology annotation, molecular function: zinc ion binding; metallopeptidase activity. The record is from RefSeq and is a predicted model, not a curated record. NCBI's taxonomy places the organism in Eukaryota, Viridiplantae, Streptophyta, Magnoliopsida, Lamiales, Oleaceae. Gene Ontology annotation, biological process: proteolysis.